ACAUCCGACGCGAUCUCUCCCUCUUAACACUGACAAAAUCUCGAUCCUCGUUGAACGCAGCCGACGAAGAAGGGGAAAGGGGAAAAACAAAAACAAGCAGUAGAGAUGGGAGUAAUGGACAAGCUCAAGGUGUUCGUUGUUAAGGAGCCCGUCGUCGCCGCCUCUUGCCUCAUCGCUGGAUUCGGUCUCUUUCUUCCAGCUGUUGUGAGGCCAAUUUUAGAUUCCUUUGAGACGGCCAAAGAAGUUCCACAACCAGCUUUACGUGAUGUUGUUGCGGGCGUGACUGGAAAAAAUCGCGAGUGAUCUGGAUGGUUCAGCUAUCAAGUUGCUUUUACACUUAAGUUUGUCGGUCUUUUCAAUUUCUGUACGCUCUUGCCUUUUGCAGCGUCUUGUAUCUUGACAUACAUUUUUCAGAAUCUCAGGAAGUGAUUUACUAUCUUGAUCUUGUGAAGACGUGUAUCUGCUUUGACUCGGUUACAUCUGUAUCAAUGUGGUUUAUACUCUAGAACUCAAAAGGAUUUGUUUAAAUAAAGGAAUUUUACAGAGUGUAGGGUUCACUCUUUAGAACCGCUAA
Messenger RNA from Asparagus officinalis (garden asparagus), 574 nucleotides. RefSeq lists its product as uncharacterized. The transcript has 3 exons. Lineage: Eukaryota; Viridiplantae; Streptophyta; Magnoliopsida; Asparagales; Asparagaceae. The coding region runs from base 106 to 303 and encodes 65 amino acids. The record is from RefSeq and is a predicted model, not a curated record.